UGGGGCAUUGAGGAAGGAAAAGAGAGAGCGCGAGUCAAAAGAUAACGAUUACCUACAAAUGAGAAGAAAAGCAGGCCCUUCUUUGAACUUUUAGAACGACCAUCACAACAGCAACCCUGCCCCCUGACACCUUUUAAAAUUCUGGCCUCUCCUCCCUUCCCCUCCCCCUCUAUCCCGUCCAGUUGGCGCACAGUGACCAGUCUUUGGCCGGAAGGCGAGGGAUGAAUGUCGAUGCUGUCGGCCUGGCUCUCUUGGUGAGCGUGGCUUGAGCCCGGCUGGAUGUCUAGGAGACAGGCAGCGGAGGCAACAGCGGCAACAGCGUUUUCCUGCGCUCUGUUAUUUCACCAAACCUUGGGAAUACCGCCGGGCAGAGUAAACAUUACAACUGCUAAUCACUAGCUCUGAAAGAAAACAGCGCUUCACUUGGGGAUCUGGGCAAAAUCAGCCUUCCUGCCUCCGCCUCCCUCCCCCCCUCCGCUCCCUCGCUAGCUCGCUCAAGCCGGCGGCAGCUGAUUAGAGAGCAGGAACAUUCCCUGGCUGGCUCACUGCUCUCUCCCUCUUUGUUUCUUCCUCCUCUUCCUCCCCCUUCUUCACUCCCCUUCCCAGUUUCUCGCCCCUCUCGGGGUCUCUGCUCCCUGGGGGCGGGGGAGCGCCUUGCUCCAAGGCUGGAGCUGACGAGCCCUGUUCAGUCGCCUCCCCUCUGCCCGGCUUUCACCAGUGGGCAUUUCCACAGCGGCGGCGAGGGCUAGGAGCAGAAAGUUGUGGAGCUCCUGAGAAGAUGGGACUUUCUUCACCCUUCCCUCGGGCGCUCCUCACCCUGGCGCUGGCCCUUACGGUGCUGGCGUUCCCAGACGAGACCCUGGACAAAGUCCUCAAGUCCGAAGGCUACUGCAGCCGCAUCUUGCGCGCCCAAGGCACCCGCCGCGAGGGUUACAACGAGUUCAGCCUCCGGGUGGAAGGGGACCCAGAAUUUUAUAAGCCGGGCAACAGCUAUCGGGUGACUCUCUCUGCUGCUACUCCCUCCUACUUCAGAGGUUUCACCUUGAUUGCUCUCAAAGAGAACAAAGAGGGAGAUAAAGAGGAAGACCAUGCUGGGACUUUCCAGAUUAUAGAUGAAGAAGAAACACAAUUCAUGAGUAACUGCCCUGUGGCUGUCACAGAAAGCACGCCACGGAGGAGGACACGAAUUCAGGUUUUCUGGACCGCUCCACCUGCUGGUACAGGCUGUGUGAUUCUAAAGGCCAGCAUUGUGCAGAAGCGCAUAAUUUACUUUCAAGAUGAGGGUUCUCUUACCAAGAAACUCUGUGAACAAGAUUCAACAUUCGAUGGAGUGACUGAUAGACCGAUCUUAGACUGCUGUGCAUGUGGAACUGCUAAAUACAGGCUCACAUUUUAUGGAAAUUGGUCAGAAAAGACUCACCCAAAGGAUUAUCCACGACGGGCCAACCAUUGGUCAGCAAUUAUUGGUGGAUCACAUUCCAAGAACUACGUGCUGUGGGAAUAUGGAGGUUAUGCUAGUGAGGGAGUUAAGCAAGUUGCAGAAUUGGGGUCUCCAGUCAAAAUGGAAGAAGAAAUUCGGCAGCAGAGUGAUGAGGUUCUCACCGUCAUUAAAGCCAAAGCACAGUGGCCAGCCUGGCAGCCUCUCAAUGUGAGAGCAGCACCCUCGGCUGAAUUCUCUGUGGAUAGGACUCGACACUUAAUGUCCUUCCUGACCAUGCUUGGUCCCAGCCCAGACUGGAACGUUGGCUUGUCUGCAGAGGAUCUCUGCACCAAGGAAUGUGGCUGGGUUCAGAAGGUGGUCCAAGACCUAAUUCCAUGGGAUGCUGGCACCGACAGUGGGGUAACCUAUGAGUCACCCAAUAAACCAACAAUUCCGCAAGAGAAAAUCCGACCUCUGACAAGUCUAGAUCAUCCUCAGAGUCCUUUCUAUGAUCCUGAGGGAGGUUCCAUCACUCAGGUAGCAAGAGUUGUCAUCGAGAGAAUUGCACGAAAGGGGGAACAAUGCAACAUCGUGCCUGAUAAUAUCGAUGAUAUUGUGGCUGAUUUGGCUCCAGAAGAGAAAGAUGAAGAUGACACCCCUGAAACCUGUAUUUAUUCCAAUUGGUCCCCGUGGUCAGCCUGCAGUUCAUCCACAUGUGACAAAGGCAAGAGGAUGCGCCAGCGGAUGCUGAAAGCUCAACUGGACCUCAGCGUCCCGUGCCCAGACACACAAGACUUCCAGCCUUGCAUGGGUCCUGGAUGUAGUGACGAAGAUGGCUCCACCUGCACUAUGUCAGAGUGGAUCACCUGGUCACCAUGUAGCAUCUCCUGUGGCAUAGGGAUGCGCUCCCGGGAGAGAUACGUGAAACAGUUCCCUGAGGAUGGGUCUAUAUGCAAUGUACCCACAGAAGAAACGGAGAAGUGUACUGUCAAUGAGGAGUGCUCUCCCAGCAGCUGCCUGACAACUGAGUGGGGAGAAUGGGAUGAAUGCAGUGCCACUUGUGGGAUGGGCAUGAGGAAGCGACAUCGGAUGAUCAAGAUGAGCCCAGCAGAUGGUUCCAUGUGCAAGGCAGAAACCAGCGAGGUGGAGAAGUGCAUGAUGCCAGAGUGUCAUACCAUCCCUUGCUUGCUGUCUGCAUGGUCCGAAUGGAGUGACUGCAGUGUGACCUGCGGAAAGGGAAUGAGAACCCGCCAGAGGAUGUUGAAAUCUCUUGCUGAACUUGGAGACUGUAAUGAAGAGCUGGAGCAGCUGGAGAAGUGCAUGCUGCCAGAGUGCCCUAUUGACUGUGAGCUCACUGAAUGGUCCCAGUGGUCUGAAUGUAAUAAGUCAUGUGGGAAAGGCCAUAUGAUUAGGACCCGGAUGAUUAAAAUGGAGCCUCAAUUUGGAGGAGCUCUCUGUCCAGAAACCGUGCAACGAAAAAAAUGUCGAAUCAGGAAAUGCUUGCGAAACCCAUUGAUCCAGAAAAUGCGCUGGAGAGAGGUCCGUGAAAACAGGAGAAGUGAACCCCUCAAAGAAGAGUCUGAUGGUGAGCAAUACCCAGGCUGUAGGAUGCGUCCAUGGACUGCUUGGUCAGAAUGCACCAAACUUUGCGGGGGUGGGAUUCAGGAGCGCUACAUGACCGUAAAGAAGAGAUUUAAAAGCUCCCAGUUUACUAGCUGCAAAGACAAGAAGGAGAUAAGAGCAUGCAACGUUCAUCCUUGUUAGCAAAAUGCUAGCCUAAGAAGUGACACACUCUGGGCUCAAUGGAAAGUUGGUUCGGGUUUGGAUUUGUUUUUAAAGAAAUGCAAAUUGUGUAUAUUAGUUUUCAUUUUUGCAGUAUGGUUUGCUUACUAGGCUUGCUGGUGCAGGCAAUGAGUACCUUUUACAAAUACUUCCUCACAGAUGUAUGCUGAGCCUGACUUCCCAGAGCUCCAGCUAGCCCUUUAGUACAGAAAAAAAAUCCUAGUGGGUCAUUGUGAGUCACUGAAUACUAAAACAGACCGAUUCCAUGACUAUACAGGAGAAGUAGACCAAUAUUCUAGGAGAUAAACAGGCAGAAAGAGGAAGUGCAAAGAUAAGAAAGACUGAGGUAAGGCAACUUGUUUCACAUGGAGAAGCAUCUGCGUAUUUGAACAAGAGUUAAUGCUGCCCAAGAGUCUGGAAGGGCCAAAAGUCAUUCUCUGCCACACCAAAGGGACAACUCUCCUUUUCUUCCUUGGCAUAAACCAAUCUUCUUCAGGACCAUGGUCCAUUUCUUAUAUUUUUGUUAUUAAAUUUUUCAUUGGGCAUCCUUAAUAUAGCAGGACUCACUUGGGAACACUAACACUUCCAUUGGAUUGAUUUAUUUUCUUUUUGAUUAAGAAAUAAUGAACAUGUUUAUUUUUAUUAUAUUAAGCUCAAAAUACAAGAUUUAUUAAACACACAGCAUUUGGAGUGAGGGGCAGGUGCAAAGAUAAAAAAUAUUAUAUUAUCUGCUCUCCUGGAUCUUACAAUUUUUAAUAGAGAAGAUGAGAUAUUAUUGGUCACUGGGUAUUAAAAAAAAAGAUUGAAAAAAAAUAAACAGCCAUUUCUAACCAGUGUUUGAAAUAGAAUUCCUAAAGUUAUUUCUUUUAGAAGCCAACCUUUAAUCUUUUUCUUUUUUUGAUAUGGGAAAUAAGCAUUCCUGAACUAUUUUCAUGACAUUAGGACUGUGGAGGCUGCCCUGGGCCCUCUCAUCCCUCAGGAUGUCAAUCAUUUACUCAAGAUGUCUUCCCACUUUAUCAUUUUUAAAGACAUUCAUUUUUGAACAUUUUUAAAAUAAGAAAAUAAUUUUCAUUUAAUUUUUUUCAUUAAACUGUUUCCUGAAUUUUUCUGAAGACAUCUUUGUACUUUAAAAUAUCUCCUAAUUUAAAAAGCAUAUUGUGGUGACUCAGGCUGUCAGAGAUCACAGAUACUUUCCAGAAAAAAAUGGAUCUGAGUUGAGGGGAAGACCUAGUCUACUUCCAAAUUUUAUCUCUAAGUGGAGUUGUCAUGAAAGCCUGCAGUGAUUAUGGGCUUUGGUCCUGGGACCCAGAAAUAUACAUAGGGGCAGUAACCUAAGUGCAAUAGGGAGUUCUCCCUAGUGUCCCCAAACUCCACUGUGCAUUACAAAUUACUUUGCAAAUCCUGACCCCCUUUUCUUGGAAGAUUACUAUGUGGCUCCAGGGAUCCACCUCUUCUGAUUCCAUCCCAGACUGUUCUUCCUUAAAGGCCUUGGUGUGAAGAACCAAUAUCUCACCAGGGCUGAUUCUGUCUAUUUGUUCCUCAAAUUCCAGGUUAACUUUCAUCCCAGGGCUUUUAUUAUUCUUCACUCCAAAUAUUUACAUGGGGUCUGUAUGAAAUAUGUACAGUUCUUUGAAUGUCUGAAAUUCUUUGAAUAUUCAUUCUUAGUGAAGAAUUUCAAUUAAACUUGUCAGGACAGUUUCAAAUAUGAUAUCCAGAAGCUCUGUAUGUGAAUAUAUACAUUAUUUUCUUUAACAUAGAAGACUGUUCAAUAAAGAUGUCAUUGUGGUUGCCUGGCA
Messenger RNA from Sarcophilus harrisii (Tasmanian devil), 4998 nucleotides. RefSeq names its product spondin 1 (gene SPON1). Gene Ontology annotation, biological process: cell adhesion. The coding region runs from base 779 to 3184 and encodes 801 amino acids. The transcript has 16 exons. Lineage: Eukaryota; Metazoa; Chordata; Mammalia; Dasyuromorphia; Dasyuridae. The record is from RefSeq and is a predicted model, not a curated record. Gene Ontology annotation, cellular component: extracellular matrix.